Molecule: messenger RNA, 1206 nt
Organism: Aspergillus uvarum CBS 121591
Lineage: Eukaryota; Fungi; Ascomycota; Eurotiomycetes; Eurotiales; Aspergillaceae
Product: 60S ribosomal eL42 domain-containing protein
Exons: 6
Coding region: 1-1206 (401 amino acids)
Biological process (GO): translation
Cellular component (GO): cytosolic large ribosomal subunit; ribosome
Molecular function (GO): structural constituent of ribosome
Source: RefSeq, a predicted model, not a curated record
AUGAGUACCACCGACCAAACAUCCAACCCGUUCAAUGGACUCCUUACGGAAUGCCAUAAUGACCCGACACAAAUCCAAGCUCACUACGAAGCACAUCGAACCAACCGAAACGUCCAACAAAAGGAACGGCUGCUCGAUCCCAGUUUCUCCGGCUGGCAGGUCGACGAUAUUCUUGCACGCCUGCACGAAGAAGCAAACAAUGAUGAACAGAGUAGCACUGCGACAGCACCGUUCAUUGACCCCCGACACAGCUUAACCAUUCUCGCUCGUCCACCGCAGCAUAUUCGAGACCUAGUGGCUGAGAUCCAACGAGAGAUCGGGGAUGUUGCUCCAAGCCUCUGGUUUACACCUCCAAACUAUCUACACAUGACCACUCUGGAGAUCGCUAGUUGCCGGACGGAGCCAGAGAUAGAUGACCUGGUCACUCGUCUGCAGCGCAGUGGGAUCAUCCCGCAGUUGACGGACUGCACCUUUCAUCAUCGCCCUCGGCUAUUCAAGCCGGUGAUUAGCUACGAUGCGACGGCAAUGGCGCUGAGUUUCGUCCCUGAAGCUAGCGGAGACAUGAUAGGCCAUUUCCACGAGAAAGAAUACCAGAACGAGCAGUAUACGUAUCACCAUCUACGAAGAGACGUCUCCGCGCAGAUUGCGGCAAUCGGACUGCCGAUGAAGCCCAGGUACAUUGCGCCGUCGGCGCAUAUUACCAUCGCACGAUUCAUUACUCGCGAGGGGUUCUUGCUGGAGAGGCCUGGUCCAGACGGGGUAGAAAAGGUCGAUACCAAUCAAGUUGCCUUACUGAUUAGGAAGACUGAGUCAAUCAAUGAGAGGCUCCGGGCGGAAUAUUGGCCCCGUGAACGAGGAGAGCCCAUACCUCGGAAAGGCGAGUGGGUCGUCAACGUUCCGAAAACCCGCCGGACUUACUGCAAGGGCAAGGAGUGCAAGAAGCACACCCAGCACAAGGUCACCCAGUACAAGGCUGGCAAGGCCUCCCUGUUCGCCCAGGGUAAGCGUCGUUAUGAUCGGAAGCAGAGCGGUUACGGUGGUCAGACCAAGCCCGUCUUCCACAAGAAGGCCAAGACUACCAAGAAGAUCGUCCUCCGUCUUGAGUGCACUGCUUGCAAGCAGAAGAAGCAGCUCUCCCUGAAGCGCUGCAAGCACUUCGAGCUUGGUGGUGACAAGAAGACCAAGGGUGCUGCUCUUGUCUUCUAG